AUGGUCAAGCAUAACACGGACACGAACGGCAUCGGUUACGAAUGGGAAUACGCCAAAGUGAAGGACGACCGGACGAUAUGGCAGAAGAUCAUCAUGGGCAUAUACAACCCGAGCUCGCACGAGUUUCUCGGACGGUCCGCCAAGAGUUGGGGAGGAAUUCUACUAUUCUAUGCAGUGUUUUAUUCAAGCUUGGCGUGUAUGUUCGGCAUCUGUAUGAAAGUGCUACUAUCUACAUUGAACGACCAUACGCCUCAUUUCACAUUGACCAGCUCGAUAAUCGGCACAAACCCUGGACUAGGAUUUCGACCCAUGUCCCCGAACGUCGAAGAUGGCUCACUGAUUUACUAUGCAGCGGAUAAUGCGACUAAUGUAGAAGCGUGGACUACUGAAUUAGACAAAUUCCUGGCUGUAUACAAGAAUAAGACACUAUUGCCAGACAAAGGUAAUAACCAACAGAAGUGUGGUUACAAUAUGCCACCACAAAAGGACAAGGUUUGUGAAGUCAGCUUGGCCAACAUGGGACCAUGCGCAUCCGAAUACAAAUAUCAAUAUCAUAAAGCUCAGCCCUGCGUUUUCAUUAAGCUCAAUAAGAUUUUCGACUGGGAACCAGAAUUCUACAAUAACAAGACAGACAUUCCAGCUGACAUGCCACACGAACUUAAAGAAACAAUUGCACAAAGAAUGAAACACGAGUUGUUCACAAUUUGGGUUACCUGCGACGGAGAAGCACCGGCAGACAAAGAUAAUAUUGGGCCACUAAAGUUAUAUCCACAGGACGGAUUUCCCGGCUACUACUACCCAUACAGAAACAAGCACGACUAUCUUAGCCCAUUAAUCGCCAUACAUUUCCUAAAUCCAAAAAGACACACUUUGAUCAAUGUGGAAUGCCGUGCCUGGGCCAAGAACAUAUUUUACAAACGCAGCUUGCAAAACCGCGAAGGUUCCGUUCACUUUGAAUUGAUGAUCGACUAAAGUUGCAGGCUCAUAGUCGACAAUUACGCCAUUAUACCAUUCGCUUUGUUCUCAGUUUUUUGGUGCAUCACAAAACACAGAACAUAGCCCGUUUAUUUUUAGUUCUAUAUCGUUGUAUUAAUCGGUUUAAGUGAAAUCCCAGCAAAACGCGUUUACUCCUUUUAUAUAAAAAAAAAAUAAUAACGUUAGGAAUUUUUUUUAUUUUAUUUUUUUUUUUUUGGCUUAGGAAUGUUUCUUAAAGUUAAACAUACAUUUAUAUGUUAUACAUUAAUAUUAAUAAAUAAAAUAAGAGCACAGCAAAGUUAAUUAACAAACUUAUGAUUCAAGCUUUAAAAAACGCUGUGCAAAUUCACAGUUAAUCGAUAUGUAUUCAUCUGACGACUUCAAUGAUUAUCACUGCCUAACUUUUUUUUAUCAUAUCCCAUAAGAAAGUGUACCUAUAGGUAUUUUUACCGUGAAUAAUAUAUCUGGCUCGUUAAUUCAUUUGGCUUAUUUUAAUAAGCAAAUUCGGAUAUAAUCAAUGCAAGGUAGGCGAUCUAAUGAUAAGAUGUAGGAAAAUGUUCCAAUAAAAAAGUUAAUAUUAUUUGAGACAAACCCCAGAUUUAUAAUCCAAAAAAAUUAAAAUUAAAAAUUAAUUAUGUAAUUCGAAUACUAUUCACACACCGUCGUCAGUCUCUUUAAAGUGUUCACUUUAAAGGUAGUAAUCGCCACAUAUGCGGUUAUUGGAAUUUUUUUUAGGGGAGGCUAGCAUUAAUAACAUUUCAAAUUAAAUAGGCCCAUUCCCCAUAUUGACAUGAUUCUCGGAUGUAUAUAUAAUUUCAUUUGAGAAACGGGGGGCAUUGACAUUUCUGGUGGUCUAAUCGCCCGAAAGCUCCACAUCGAUGACCUCCUCGAUGGCCAUUAUGUGUACGAUCAUAUUUACUCGAUAUGUUUACAAAAAAAGUUAACUGCAGAAGAGCGAUACCUAUCCAGUGGUGUCAUUUCGGGCAUUAUGAGACCAGGACAAAAUUUUUACCAAGCCUUUAAAAAAAUGAUAAAAAAUGCUUAUUCCUCCCGCAGUUUUUAAUUUGUAUUAUAGGUACAUAGGUAUAUUCCUAUUCCAAUCAUCGGCUUUAAUCGCACCCAUUGGAUAUUUGCCUGUAAUUUGACGGCGCAAUUUAAAAAAUAUAAUACCUACGCACCAACCGCAGCCAACAAUAUUAAAUUGAAAAUUACGUUUUUAAUAUAGAUAUGGGCAAAAAAAUAUUAAAUUUUAUAUAGUAUAUAACAAGUUUUUCUUUAGCAGACCUGCCAUUUGUGAAAAUCGGACCUGUAGGCAUUUAAAAAAAUUAACUCGAUCAAAUCCACCAACCACUCCUCCCAGAAUGACGCGACAGUAGGUGCCUAUCAUAGCCCUCCAGGUACCUUGUCUAGGUAUUUUAUCUCUUGAUGUCGUCUCUCAUCAGUCUCAUCUCGCGCACAGUCGCAUGCCUAUAUUAUGAAACUCGUAGGUACUAGGUAGGUAAUGCGUGAGUCACAUUUUAAGACGUUUUAAUGUUUUCGUGUCUGUACUAAGUAUACAUAAAAAUAUUAUGCUUUUUUUCUCCCCUCCCAUAGUCUAGUGAAAAAGUCUAUAAGCGACCACACAAUAAUACUGUAAUACAAUUUUAUAAUUUGUGGUUAUAAUAAAUUGUUAUUUAUGUAUACCUAAAUAUAAAUAUACUUUUAUAUUAGAAUCGAUGAGGUUCAUCAAUCCAUCCAUCUCAAAUAUCUACAUCGAUACACAUUAAUAUUAUAGGCAAUGUUGGGUAAAUGGCUUUUUAAAAGUAAUUUCGUUACGGUAAUUCGUAAUUUGCGUUACGCGUCGUGUAAUAUUACGUACUAGAUAGGUACCCAACAUUGAUUAUGGGUAGGUACUAUGGAACGGAAUAAUCGCAUUUGAGAAAAUUACUAAUUACCUAUAUAAUAUUAUUAUUUAUUUAUUUAUUAUUAUUAUUUUUAAUAAUAUUAAUAAACAUUAUACAUAUAGGUACUUGCCUAUUUAAUCGUAAUAUGUUUUAAGCUAUCGUUGCAAUGUAAUGACCGAACUUAAGGUUCAUUCUCGUAAUUAUUAUGCAUACAUUCGUACAUUAGAUUAAAGCAAAUAACUAUUAUAUAUACCUAUACAAUAUAUAUAUAUUAUAUAUUAUUAUAUUAAGGAAGUUAUUGAUUAUUUAAAAUUUUAACGUGUUGACGUAGCAAGCUAAGUAAAAUUGCAUAUUUUAGGAGAAUAUAGUGUUUUAAGUCGAAUAGUGAUGUUAUACCUGUUUCGUUUAAUUCAGUCAAGUGUAAUAUUAUAUUAUGUAAUAUGUUUAGGUACCAAUUAUUUAUAAGUGUAUAACGUGUAUGUAAUAGUAGUGCGGGGGGACUGAGGUUGAUGAUUUUAUUAUUAUAAAUUUAUAUGUAUGUAAACGGAAUCAUAUAGAUUAUAGAACUCGUUAAUGUAGAUGUUCA
Messenger RNA from Myzus persicae (green peach aphid), 3444 nucleotides. Its product is annotated as sodium/potassium-transporting ATPase subunit beta-2-like. Gene Ontology annotation, cellular component: sodium:potassium-exchanging ATPase complex. The record is from RefSeq and is a predicted model, not a curated record. The coding region runs from base 1 to 972 and encodes 323 amino acids. NCBI's taxonomy places the organism in Eukaryota, Metazoa, Arthropoda, Insecta, Hemiptera, Aphididae. The transcript is spliced from 7 exons. Gene Ontology annotation, molecular function: ATPase activator activity. Gene Ontology annotation, biological process: intracellular sodium ion homeostasis; potassium ion import across plasma membrane; intracellular potassium ion homeostasis.